CUUACCUCUCAAAAUGCUGAAACCGGCACUGUUGGCAGCCGUGUUAGCUGUUGCUGCGGCACAGACAGCAGUCAACCAGUUUCCGGAAGGUUUCCUUCUAGGGACCGCCACAGCUGCUUACCAGAUCGAAGGAGGCUGGAAUGAAGAUGGCAAGGGAGAGAACAUCUGGGACUACAUGCUCCACGAACACCCGGAGUACGGCACGAAUGGCGACAACGGUGACGUGGCCUGCGACUCGUACCACAAGUACCAGGAGGACGUGCAGAUGCUGAAGGCUCUCAACGCGGACGUGUACCGCUUCUCCAUCUCCUGGGCGCGCAUCCUGCCCACUGGAGACCUUGACGUCAUCAACCAGCCAGGCAUCGACUACUACAACAACCUCAUCGACGAGCUGCUAGCAAACGGCAUCCAGCCCAUGGUGACGAUGUACCACUGGGACCUACCGCAAGCAUUGCAAUACAUCGGUGGAUGGCCAAACCCGCUCCUCGCCGACUACUUCGUGGAGUACGCCAGAGUGCUGUUUGACAACUUUGGAGACAGAGUGAAGUGGUGGAUCACGUUCAACGAGCCGGAGGUCUUCACCGGUGGCUACGCCUCUUCUGGCGGCCAGGCGCCCUCGCAGAACGCGUCUGGCAUUGGCGACUACCUGGCCUCCCACACUGUGAUCAGGGCCCAUGGACUAGUGUAUCGCCUCUACGACGAACAGUACAGGGCAACACAGAACGGCAGCGUAGGAAUCACGUUGAAUAUUUCGGGAAGAGAGCCAGCUUCAAAUUCGACUGAAGACUUGGAAGCUGCAGAGAGAAGGCUUCAGUUCGAUGCUGGACUCUACGCACACCCUAUCUUCAGCCAAGAUGGGGAUUACCCGACCAUAGUGCGUCAGAGGGUAGAUGCCAACAGUGCAGCUGAGGGACGACCCCGCUCACGGUUGCCAACUUUCACUGAGGAAGAGAUAGCAUACCUCAGAGGUUCGUCUGACUUUUUCGGAGUUAACCAUUAUUUCACAACCAUGGUGACGUCAGGUGAAUCUGGAAUAUCUCCAUCCAAGAAAAGAGAUUCCGGCGUCGUCAGUGUCAACGUUGGGCAAUUUCCUUGGGCGUUUCGCAACUUACUGAACUGGAUUGCCAAUGAAUACCCAGGUUAUCCUAUUAUUGUGACCGAAAACGGCUUGGCAAAUGGUGGAGGUCUCAAUGACACAGAUAGAAUGAAUUACCUUACGUCUUACUUGACGGCGCUUCUGCAAGCUGUCAACAUCGAUGGCGUUCCAGUGAUUGGCUACACUGCCUGGAGUCUCAUGGACAACCUAGAAUGGAACAGUGGUUUCACCGUAAAAUACGGACUAUACGAGGUGGAUUUCGACAGCCCUAACAGAACCAGGACGCCGAAGGAGUCUGUGUCUCUCAUAUCGCAGAUCUACGGGAGCAGGGAAGUGCCUGAGGAAUACUUCCGCUAUAUUGUUUCUUGAAUUUGUUACUACAACUUGCUUUGUUCUCUGCUAUACACUGUAUGUCUGUAAUGAAGAAAUAAAGCACUUCGGCUCACUCUA
Schistocerca nitens (vagrant locust) is the source of this 1546-nucleotide messenger RNA. Its product is annotated as myrosinase 1-like. The transcript has 11 exons. The record is from RefSeq and is a predicted model, not a curated record. Gene Ontology annotation, biological process: carbohydrate metabolic process. Gene Ontology annotation, molecular function: beta-glucosidase activity. Lineage: Eukaryota; Metazoa; Arthropoda; Insecta; Orthoptera; Acrididae. Bases 14 to 1465 code for a protein of 483 amino acids.